AGGGUCUCCUGUCUGAUCCUUUGUCACGGGAAGACUUUGGGGUUUUACUCUGCUGCUGCCUCUGUGCAGGGACGAGGAUUUAACCUCCACCCAACAGAAACAGCAACUAUGUCAACUAAGGUGAUGGGAGGCGCUUUUCUGGUGGAAGGUCAGCUCAAAUAGGAUGACACAAAGAUGCUCAAAGAGAUGCAUGGCCUGAUUAUUUUAAAUACAGCAAAGCACAGCUGAAUCCUGACUCUGACUGAAUCAAAGGGCAGAGGUCAGCCAGAUGAGCAGGAUGCUCCCUCAAAGGGCGGCUGUGAGCACGCUAGGUUACAGCUCAGACUGUGCGAAGAUGGAGCAGAGUGGAAUUGUCCGUGUGGGUGGGACCUUGCUCAGGAGCUCCCGCUCUAAGGCAGAGCUACAGGAAUUGAUGGAGACUCUGCAGCGCAGGAAGAGUGCCCUGGAGGCCAGUCUGAGGGCAGCUGAGAGUAGCCGCAAGUAUUUCAAUAUGCCUUCCCCCGGCGGACCCCAGUCCAAACGGCCACUCUCCAUCCUCAGUAACAUUGAACAUCAGCCCUCUUCCUCCAGAAACUUUUCUUACAUGACCAGCAGCAGCAUGCCCCCUUCCCCUCGCCAGGGUGAGCGCCAGUUUAGUCCAAAUGGCUUCCUCCGUUACCCAAACGCUCACCACCAUUCGCAAGAUAGCCUGCUCCAUCCGACAGAUGGAAGUUCUCUCAACUCCUCUUAUGGAGAACCUCUACCUCAUUCUCCUAGGGUCAAGAGCGGCACAGCUAGUGUGCCCUCAAGCCCUCGACUGGGCCGUAGACUCUACUCACAUGGUAAAGCCAUAAAUGAUUCCAGGCAGAGGAAAUACUCCACGGGUUCCCUCAACAGUCUGGGCAUGCACAGCCGCUCUCUACCACGCCUCCACAAUCCAGCAGAUCCUCCUGUUUUAUCUCUGCCGCCUCAUCUCCACAGAGCAGAGCGCUCAGCAGUGGCUCGGCGCAGUCUCUCCUCACUUGAACAACCACCAGAUGUGACAGUACCAGCCAGCAUGCCCAAUACUCCGAGGAGGGCCAGCCUGGCCUCCCUGAGCUCUCUAGGUGUUGAGAUAGAUGGACCGAGCUUAGAUGUGAGCUUUGGAGAGCGGAGGUUAUCAUUCGGAAAAGGAGGGCUGAGUCCAGGACAAAGAGUGGGCAGCAUCACUUCUUUGAAUGGCAAAGAGGAGUUGCAAGACUAUCACCAGCACCAAAGAGACGAGAGACGAAGGGAGCAGAGAGUACACAAAUUGGAGAGCCAGCGGCUGGAAACCAUCAUGAACAUGUGCACGGAGUUUGCACAGGUGAAGCCUCAAGGUUCAGCAGUUUCUGACCUGCAGAAGAUCAAUAAGGAGUUGGAGAAACUGCAGGUGUCAGACGAGUCAGUUUUCCCCGACUCUCCAGGCAGCACGGCUCCAGACAGUGGCUUUGGCACCAGAGGCCGAGAUUUGCUUCUCAGUGACAAGCACCAGGUCAGCAGUCAUCAGCAAAACAGUUACAGAGAGGUUCACUCACUGGCUCUGAGCCUUAACACCAGCGCCCCCUCACCUUCCAGCCACCACAGAGCUAAGGUUUUGGAGAGAGUGCAGCUGAAGCAGGAAGUAACACACAUUGAAGAAGAGAGGAUCCAGGUUGUGAACAACAUUGAGGAGCUGGAGCAGAAGAUUAAAGACCUGGACAACCAGAUGGAGGAGUCCGUGAGAGAGAUGGAGGUGGAGUGUGCUUUGCUGGAAGGGGAGCAAGAAUCAGAGAUGGCUCAAUUGCAAAAAGAAAAUGACCUUUUGGACCAGCUGAAGGGAAAUAUUCACAGUACUGAGAAGAUUAGCCACACUGAGAAAGCACAGGAAGCAGAGGAGCAAGCAAAAACCUUGGAAGAAUUGGAGUUUCAGAAAUUGGAGAGAGAGAUUCAUCAGGAUGAGGAGAAGGAAAAUCUGAAUCAGUUACUGAGAGAAAUUGCUGACUGUCAGCGUCUCGCUAUCACACGCAAGGAGAGACUUGCAAUGCUGAGGAAACAGUCCUCGCAGAUUACUUUACAGUCCCAGCAGGAAAGAGAAGACUUUCAGAGGGAAAAAAAUAAUCUGCUGAUCAUGCUGCAGAAGGAGAGAGACAAGCUGGCGGCUUUGGAAGGAAAAUAUGCAGAGCUGUCUGAGAAGCAGAACUUGGCUAACAGCAAUGGAGCCAUCAAAGAGCACAUACACGCCGCAAAGGAAAGAAGAAGAAAUGGCAAGGAAAACUCGGUCCAUCUGAGCGACAACGGAACUCCUAAGAGGAGCCAGCACCUCGUCACUCCAUAUGGCCGAUCUCUGGGACGCACCCUUCCACCCAAGACCCAUCUGCCUCUGUCACAAAGCUCCAGCUGUGGCAGCGUUAUCCCACAAGGCUUCAGCUUCGCUCCUCGAGACUUGAACACUAGCCGUCCGCCAAAAACAGGCAACAGCCACACACACAUGAAUGACGGCGUACACACCCGACAAAGAAAAAGUGAUUUUUGUAGCCGGAUGCUUUCUGAGCCCAACGUUUUCUUGGACUCUUUGUCCUACCCGGACACCAGCCAAGCCUCCGACACAGUCAGCGUGGACAGCUCUGACAGCAUGGAGACCAGCUUCUCAGCAUGCUCCCCAGAUAACAUCUCCAGUGCCAGUAUGACCAACAUGGCAAAGCUUGAGGAGAUGGAGCGUUUACUUCGAGAGGCCCAGGUGGAAAAGCUAAGGCUGCUUGAGCACAGGGAACGUGAGAUGGAAAUACGCCGGCAUGCUUUGGAGGAGGAGCGAAGACGGAGGGAGGAACUGGAGAAACGUCUGCAGGAGGAGACCAACAGGAGACAGAAACUUGUGGAGAGGGAGGUGAAGCUCAGGGAGAAACAAAGAUCUCAGUCCCGACUCCUGACACGCUACUUGCCUGUAAGGAAAGACGACUUUGACCUUCACUGCCACAUUGAGGCAGCGGGACACAAUCCAGACGCUUGCUUCCAUCUGGCCAUCACGGACAAAACGUGCAGAGGCUUCCUUGUAAAAAUGGGAGGGAAAAUAAAGACUUGGAAGAAGCGCUGGUUUGUGUUUGACCAGAAUCGCAGGACGCUCACUUACUACGCAGACAAACAUGAGACCAAGAUGAAAGGAGUCAUUUACUUCCAGGCAAUAGAGGAGGUGUACUAUGACCAUUUGAAGAAUGCACACAAAAGUCCCAACCCCUCGCUGACCUUUAGUGUGAAGACUCAUGAUCGGGUCUACUACAUGGUGGCCCCGUCCCCUGAGGCCAUGCGUAUCUGGAUGGAUGUUAUCGUGACGGGCGCAGAGGGACACAUGCACUUCAUGGUGUAACCUAAAAUCCUAAGAGGGCUUUUUUUGUGUCAAAAGAAAAGAUUUGCACGAUUCCACUUCAGUGUGUUUGAACGUGUAGUAUGUGAAGCAUUAUUCACUCUAUCAUGUAAUCACAUAUAAAGAUCAGAAUACGUUCUAUACCAGUCUCAUAAUUAAGCUAUUUAGUUUUUUAUUUACUACAGCUACAUUCAUCUAUGAUCCCACACUAGUGGAAAAAACAAUCAGUCACUGUGUUCCACUUUAAAUCUUUGCAUGCACAAAAUUAGUAGAAGGGCCAACGGUAGAAUGUGGACUAAUCAUUGUAAUUUGGAGCAGCACCUAAUUUUUCUGUAUAUCACUGAUUUGACAUUAAGAUUCAUUCUUGAUUUAUGGAGAAUCUGUGGUCAAAAUACCCAAUCCAAUAAUGGCAACAAAAGUGAAAACAGUUCCUGGAUCAAUACCUUUAUAUGGAUCAGCACCAGGCGGCGCGGUGGCCUACUGGUUAGAGCGUCAGCCUCACAGUUCUGAGAACCAGGGUUCACUCCGCCUGCGUGGAGUUUGCAUGUUCUCCACGUGCCUGCAUGGGUUUUCAUGCAUGAAUUGGAGACUCUAAAUUGCCCAUAGGUGUGGCUGUGAGUGCGAAUGGUUGUUUGUUUGUAUGUGCCCUGCGAUUGGCUGGCAACCAGUUCAGGGUGUACCCCGCCUCCUUCCCGAUGAUAGCUGGGAUAGGCUCCAGCACGCCCGCGACCCUAGUGAGGAGAAGCGGCUCAGAAAAUGGAUGUACCACGCAUGUUUUUGGGAUGUGGGAGGAAACCGGAGUGCCUGGAGAAAACCCACUCAGGCACGGGGAGAACAUGCAAACUCCACACAGGUGGGGCCGGGAUUUGAACCCCAGUGCCCAGAACUGUGAGGCAGAUGUGCUAACCAGUCGUCCACCGUGCCGAAUUGGUCAGUUGGAACGAGACUUGCUAACAAACAACCCAAAUGGAGAAUGAGGGUCCACUUUGUGACAAGUGGAUGAAAUUUAUUCGAGAGGCAACUUUGGCUGUGGAGAAAGCGGACCGCUGCAGCAAAGCUUUAAAAACAUUUACAAUUGAUCAGGAUCGAAAAAUACCUCUUAACAUACCCAAAGCGGCAGUAUAAUCGCUCAGUUGAGGGUUCCAGCUGACUUUCAUCUGAAAAGAGGAAAAAACAGAUUGUAGGCAUGUGUGUACUGCGCUCUGCUUGCGCAUCCUUGGAACCUAUGCAAGUGGAAAGGACAGUUGUUUUUUUGGGAGGGCAAAACAAAUGAAUGAUGGAAACAUGAAAGAAUACAUUAACCUCCUUUAUUUAAGCUGUAUGGCUGCGUUGUUGUCUGUACACUAGAUCCAUAACCAUCCUUUAUGACCAUCUUCUGUCUUACAGUUAAUAGCAAUUCGCCAGAUUUCUUCAGGCCUUAAGACUGUUUUAGCUGAUCAGAGCAUCCUGGUGAUCAUUGAUGAUCAAUAAUAUAAAAAUAAAAUCUUCGUGUUUGCAAGAAUGCACAUUGUAUAGUAUAUUUUUGAAAUAUUCAAAAUGUACUUUGUGUUACUAUUGUUAAGUGUUUCAUUACCUCCUAAACGCCAAUAUUUGUGAUUGCGGCUGCCAGUCUACCAGCACGUCAUUCUUGCAGCAGAACAUGCAGGAAUGGCGACCUCUAGCGGCGAUAGAAGCUGCUGACACGUUGUGAUGAGGUCAUGUUAUGAUUCUCUGUCUGUCAGCUCAACAUUUCAGCAUUAUUUUUCCACCAGCAGAGGCCCUCAUUGCAAGAUGUAUUACAACAACAUGACGUAAUGCUUUUCUCGGUCUGUGUGGCAGUAGUUUAAAUUUGCAAUGUCCCCAUUUAAAACAUGCUCUUGUAUAUGAGUUGUAUAUCACAUUUAUAUAUUUUUGUAUUCAAAUAUACACGUUUUCUACUUUCAAUAUGAAUGUUUUUUGUUUGAGUUAACACGUUUUUUUUAAAUAGUUGGUGUCAACAAAAAAGACGAAUAAAUACUUUUGAGAUUUG
This is a messenger RNA of Phyllopteryx taeniolatus (common seadragon), 5345 nucleotides long. Its product is annotated as pleckstrin homology-like domain family B member 2. Gene Ontology annotation, biological process: regulation of microtubule cytoskeleton organization. The transcript has 17 exons. NCBI's taxonomy places the organism in Eukaryota, Metazoa, Chordata, Actinopteri, Syngnathiformes, Syngnathidae. Gene Ontology annotation, cellular component: basal cortex. The record is from RefSeq and is a predicted model, not a curated record. Bases 269 to 3340 code for a protein of 1023 amino acids.